Molecule: messenger RNA, 471 nt
Organism: Adineta ricciae
Lineage: Eukaryota; Metazoa; Rotifera; Eurotatoria; Adinetida; Adinetidae
Source: the annotation of a GenBank genome assembly
AUGGUCCUCAAUCGAAAUGCAAUACUUCGAUACAUCAUUGCGAUUCAUUUUCUCUACACGAGCAUGGUAUUAAUGGCUGAAUGGUUACCCAUGUCAUAUAGCUUAAAUCAAAUGGCCAUAUUCAUCCUAGGUUUAUGGGCAAUAGUCCAUAAGGAAAGUGUUAUACAAGUAGAGCUAUUGAUGGUGAUCAAAGCCUUCUCGAUUAUUCUGGAUGCGAUUGCGAUUGGAAUGUAUUUUCAAAUUGGAAAAACAACAUACGGUCUUAUAGAUCAUAGCUCCUAUUUUGUACUUAGUGCGUUUUUCGCUAUUUUUCUCUUGUUACUUAAACCAAUUAUGUUAGCGUUCUUGAAUAAAGUCAGACAAGAUCGUUUAGGUGAAAAUGCAUCACCAACGUUCGGAGGAUGGGGUACAAACGCUGGAUCAGUACCGGGAUAUACUCCAGUUGAUGGAAAUAAUCAACCGACCUAUUGA